AUGAGUACCCACAGCACCACAGAUGCAGCCUGGUCACGAUACAGGCAACCAGCAUACAUCAGGGAUUUGCCCCAGGAAGUGAGGUACCAAAUCCUCAACUACAGCCUCUACACAUCCAUCGGAAAGGCCCAUGGAAUCAUCGAUGGUACUUGGUUGAGUUCAAUGCUAGGUGACCCGUACUUUUCGAAGGACGCACUCGACGAAUUUCGACUUGAACAUAUGCGGAAUCCUGGCCUACAGGUCCUUUUUAAAAAUGUCGAAGACCUGGCUCGUUUGGCGUCCGUGGUAGAGAGCUGCUACGGCGAGGAUCCAGUGCCCGUUUGUCUUCGGAACAUAAUCCUCGAUCUUUCAGCCUGCUACUCUGAGCUUCGCUCGCCUCAAAGCGAGCAUAUCAGCCACACUCUGAGGACUCUCCUGACCGUGCUGCCAAGUCUCAACAGGCCUAUCAUUCGGGUACACCUGCGAUUCUUGGAUUAUCUAGCAACGGCUGCGUUCGAGGAUUUCCUGUACUAUCGCAUCUAUGAGAAGAAUGCUCUGCCCUCGCUAGAGAGCCUGGAGUUCGAGAUCACUGCUGGACAGUUGAACCUUGCGGCGGAGCAGCAUGAUCAUGGUCCCAGAAAGCAUCACACACAUCACUGGGCCAGGAUCACCCGCUUCCCUGAUGCACAUGGUCGCUUCAUCCAGGACGCUGUCUGCGAGACAUCAUCUGCAAAGUACCAGAGCAGGAAGAGGCACUACCGUGUACGCUUGCGCAAGAUGCACCAUCCCGGUUGA
Molecule: messenger RNA, 774 nt
Organism: Fulvia fulva
Lineage: Eukaryota; Fungi; Ascomycota; Dothideomycetes; Mycosphaerellales; Mycosphaerellaceae
Exons: 1
Coding region: 1-774 (257 amino acids)
Source: RefSeq, a predicted model, not a curated record